UUGAAUUUCUGUGCGCAGAGGCAGUGCUGACAACAUUCAAAUAAUUAAUUUUUGAGCAAAGUCCGGCAACAUUUUAAAUUGCGCUCAGCUGUUCAGUGAAAAUAAACAAAAGAUAUAAAAAAAUGGAAGAAACAUUGAUUGAAUUUGUUGGCGAAACCGGUUCCUAUAUGAGAAAAGUCUUGGGAAUUAUAAAAAUAGCUACCUGUGGGACGCCAAAUUUCAGGAGCUAUUUGAGAAAUUGCAUAUUCCAGGUAAAUCUUUAAUUUUAUAACCUAACAGAAAAUUUAUAUUUAUUCAUGUUUUGAAUGUUUUUAGGUGAGAAGCUAAAGGCCCGUUGGCGGACCUUACGAGAUAAAUUUUACAAAGACUUAAAAAAGAGACCAUCAGGAAGCGGUGUGUAUUCGCCACACAAAAAGUGAAAGUGGAUAGAGAGCUUAAAGUUUUUAAAGGACGUUGAAAUGGACAACUUGAACACACAAGGCAAUUAUGGCACCGUAACGACAGAAGGUGACGACUCCUUCCUCAGCGACUUUGGUGAAUCCGCCUGUAGCAGUGUAUAUUUAAAUAUCUUUUCUCAAUCACCACUGACGCAGACGCAGACGCAGACACAGACACAGACACAGACACAGACUGGACGGAAACGUAAAAUUGAGGAAUUACUUGAAAGCUCGAAUAGAGACUUUCAAAGAGUGACGUCGUUAGCCGAGGAAAUAUUGGUCGGUGGCACGGAGAGAUCCGCAAUUCAAUUUUUUUUUUUUGAAAGCCUUGCCAAGCAGGCGGAUGGAGCUAAUUUAAAUAGCCUGGAAAUGUCGGAGUUACAACUCCAAAUUUCUCAAACAUUCCACCAAUUUUUUGUGAAUCGUAGAAAAUAAGUUUUUCAUUAACAUCUUUUAUAAUAUUUAGCAUUUCAAAUAAAAGCCCAUUCAUUUCAAAUAUAUAAAAAAGUACAAAGUUA
Molecule: messenger RNA, 955 nt
Organism: Bactrocera neohumeralis
Lineage: Eukaryota; Metazoa; Arthropoda; Insecta; Diptera; Tephritidae
Exons: 2
Coding region: 459-872 (137 amino acids)
Source: RefSeq, a predicted model, not a curated record